CUCUGGGCGGCUGCACAGACCAUGGCUGCAAGGCUGGUGAUAGAUGCUUAGGAUUCUGUUCACCUGGAAGUAGAGAGGCUUGUGCCUCCAGCCCAGACCUGGGCCUCAUCCUACAGUGCAUGGAAUGGUGCCAACAGGCUGGGCUCAGCAUGGUGCUGGGCGCUGUCCUGGCUCGAGGGCGGGCAGUGUGUAAACGCAACGGGCUCCUCAUCCUGUCUGUGCUGUCUGUCAUCGUGGGCUGCCUCCUUGGCUUCUUCCUCAGGACCCAGCGCCUCUCACCACAGGAGAUCAGUUACUUACAGUUCCCUGGAGAACUCUUGAUGAGGAUGCUGAAGAUGCUGAUCCUGCCACUGGUGGUCUCCAGCUUGAUGUCUGGCCUUGCCUCCCUGGAUGCCAAGACCUCCAGCCGCUUGGGCAUCCUUACUGUGGCUUACUACCUGUGGACUACCUUUCUGGCUGUCGUCGUGGGCAUCAUCCUGGUCUCCGUCAUCCACCCUGGUGGUGCAGCACAGAAGGAGAUAACCGAACAGAGUGGAAAGCCAGUCAUGAGCUCAGCUGAUGCCCUCCUGGACCUUGUCCGGAACAUGUUUCCAGCCAACCUGGUAGAAGCCACAUUCAAACAGUACCGUACCAAGACCACCCCAGUUAUCAAGUCUCCCAAGGGGGCUGCAGAGGAGGCUCCUCCCCGACGGAUCAUCAUCUAUGGGGUCCAGGAAGACAAUAGCUCACGUGUGCAGAACUUUGCCCUGGAUCUGACGCCCCCACCUGAGAUUGUCUAUAAGUCAGAGCCUGGUACCAGUGAUGGCAUGAACGUGCUAGGCAUUGUCAUCUUCUCGGCCACUAUGGGCAUCAUGCUGGGCCGCAUGGGUGACAGUGGGACCCCCCUGGUCAGCUUCUGUCAGUGCCUUAAUGAGUCCGUCAUGAAGAUCGUGGCAGUGGCAGGGUGGUACUUCCCCUUUGGCAUUGUCUUCCUGAUCGCUGGCAAGAUCCUGGAGAUGGAUGACCCCAAGGCGGUGGGGAAAAAGCUGGGCUUCUACGCCGUGACUGUAGUUUGCGGGCUGGUGAUCCACGGUCUCCUAAUCUUGCCCCUGCUGUACUUCCUCAUCACCAGGAAGAACCCCAUCGUCUUCAUCCGUGGUGUCCUCCAGGCUCUGCUCAUUGCGUUGGCCACCUCCUCCAGCUCAGCCACACUGCCCAUCACCUUCAAGUGCCUGCUGGAGAACAACCACAUUGACCGACGCAUCGCCCGCUUUGUGCUGCCCGUGGGUGCCACCAUCAACAUGGACGGCACCGCACUCUACGAGGCUGUGGCUGCCAUCUUUAUUGCCCAGGUCAACAACUACGAGCUAGACUUUGGCCAGAUCAUCACUAUCAGCAUUACAGCCACUGCAGCCAGCAUUGGGGCGGCUGGCAUCCCACAGGCGGGGCUCGUCACCAUGGUCAUCGUGCUCACCUCUGUGGGACUGCCGACCGAUGACAUCAAUCUCAUCAUUGCUGUAGACUGGGCGCUGGACCGCUUCCGAACCAUGAUCAACGUGCUGGGUGAUGCACUGGCUGCGGGGAUCAUGGCCCACAUCUGCCGGAAGGAUUUUGCUCAGGACAUGGGCACUGAGAAAUUGCUACCCUGUGAGACCAAGCCAGUGACACUGCAGGAGAUCGUGGCUGCCCAGCAGAACGGCUGUGUAAAGAGCGUGGCUGAGGCCUCAGAGCUAACCCUGGGCCCCAUGUGCCCCCACCACAUCCCAGUCCAGGUAGAGCAGGAUGAGGAGCUGGUCACUGCCAGCCUAGACCACUGCAUCAUUGAGAUCAAUGAGCUGGAGACCAAUGUGUGAGCCUGCAGGGCCACAGAGCCAGGCCAUACCCUGGGGUUUGGGCUAAGGGUAGGAGUUGAACUCAAAACACACCUGAGCAGCUGACACAUUCCACCCUGACAGGCUAGUCAGCCACUGGUGAGAAAGAGUAUCUCAAAAAAGAGACAACUGUGAGCAGAGGCCCCAGUCAGCAACUAUGGCUCUUGUGGCCCAGGACCUAGCUAUGACAGUUUCUACAUGAACCCACAAAGGUACCUGGUAGGGGUCUUUGCCUAUACUUCAUGGAAAAACAGUUUGGGGGCCUGAGAGCUAAAACCACUCCUUGAAAUAAAUGCUAUGGCCAGGAUGUUAAUUCAACUCUUUGGAGUCUCCGCCACUCCCUUCUAAUGAACAAGGCAGCCUGCAAGAAGAGUGAAAGAAGUUCUGCCUUCUCCAGGGUCCCCACGCCCACAACAGCUUCCAGCUCAUGAAGAUAAAACAACAGUGUCCCUGUUCCUGCCCCAGCUGUGUCCAGGCUGGGUCAACCCUGCUCCACCCCACAGCAUGUGGUUUUAACUCAAUAAGGGCUGGCCCAUCCCAGGUCUGAGACCUGCUGCCUUCACAUGUUACAGCCUGUCCAUUUCUGUCCACCAGACCUCGCAUCUAAUAUGGAGAGUGAUGUCCACUAGGGCUGGGAGGCCCAGUGGGUACAGCCCUGCCAGC
This is a messenger RNA of Arvicanthis niloticus (Nile rat), 2513 nucleotides long. It is a transcript of the gene Slc1a7, whose product is annotated as solute carrier family 1 member 7. Gene Ontology annotation, biological process: L-glutamate transmembrane transport. Lineage: Eukaryota; Metazoa; Chordata; Mammalia; Rodentia; Muridae. Gene Ontology annotation, cellular component: plasma membrane. The record is from RefSeq and is a predicted model, not a curated record. Gene Ontology annotation, molecular function: neutral L-amino acid transmembrane transporter activity; L-glutamate transmembrane transporter activity; glutamate:sodium symporter activity.